Messenger RNA from Prunus armeniaca (apricot), 378 nucleotides. NCBI's taxonomy places the organism in Eukaryota, Viridiplantae, Streptophyta, Magnoliopsida, Rosales, Rosaceae. The record is from the annotation of a GenBank genome assembly.
AUGGAGGGGUUUGGUAAGAUGGACAGAGGUGUAGAGACAUCAGAGGGUGGUUGUAGUGAUUCAGGGUAUCUGGGUGGUUGUGAAAGGUCGAGUCACAGGGCACUGACAACAGAGAGUGGGCAUAUGUCAAUCGAACAUAUGGUUAGUCAAAGUAGUGAUGAUAAUGGUGGUGACAUGAUUGCACCGAGGAAAGAAGAUGUUAUGGGGAAAGAGUUUAAAACGAUAGAAUUAGCGGAAGAAUAUUAUAUGAGUUAUGCAAAGGGCAUUGGAUUUAGGGUGAGAAAAGACAAAUUGGUUCGAAAUUCGGAAUGGAGAGUAUGUAGGAGACGGUGGUGUUGUUCUAAAGAAGGUUUGAGAAAUGAGAAGUUUAAUGAUUGA